Sabethes cyaneus is the source of this 2024-nucleotide messenger RNA. It is a transcript of the gene Cow, whose product is annotated as proteoglycan Cow. Gene Ontology annotation, molecular function: protein binding; calcium ion binding. Gene Ontology annotation, biological process: establishment of protein localization to extracellular region. NCBI's taxonomy places the organism in Eukaryota, Metazoa, Arthropoda, Insecta, Diptera, Culicidae. The record is from RefSeq and is a predicted model, not a curated record. The transcript has 12 exons. The coding region runs from base 30 to 1970 and encodes 646 amino acids.
AGCUUCUGCUGCUGCUGGCCAUCGUUGGCAUGUUCGUAGCGGAUGCCAAGAAGAAGCCGAACAAAUACGGCGAUGGCGAUUUCGAGUUCAUCGAUGAGGAUGAUAAAAGCAAUCAGCAGCUGGACCCGUCGUCUUCCCUGCAGCAAAAGCAAUUGCUGCUGCAGCAGCAACAACAACAACAGCAGCAGCAACAGCAGAUAACGGAGAAGAAAAAAUGGAUCCAUGAUCCUUCCAGUGAUCUAUGUAAGCCGCUAAACUGUAAAAAGAAAGAGCUUUGCCUGCUGGAGGAUGCAUAUACGGCAGUCUGCGUGUCGAAGAAGGAACUUCAUAAGAACAAAUUCAUCAACAGUUACAACACCCUAUCAAACAGGGAGGAGAUAAUCACUAAGAGCAAAUACCUGGAAGAAGAGGAAAACAAACGAAAGGCCGAAGAGUUGGCCGAUCAAGCAGCACUAAGUGACUCAGCUAAUGGCUUCGGUAGCUCAACCAAUGGCGGUUCCAGCGAAACUAGCAACACUGGGGGAAAAGCCAGCUUAACUGUAAAUAGUAACAACCACAACAAUAACAACAACAACAACAACAAUGGUGCCGUUUCCGAUCUACUGCAGCAAGAUCAAGCGGAACCGGAUGAGGACAGUUCGGCCCAAGACGAUGACGUGUUCUACGAUAGUGAAGGCGGCGAGAAGGAUGAGGAAGAGAACUGUAAGCCUUGUCCGGUGGUCAAACCGACGUUCCUCUGCGGAAGUGACAACCGAACGUAUUCGUCGCUUUGCCGAAUGGAGUACCACAACUGCAUCCACGGUAGCUUGAUCAAAGUGAGCUGCAAGGGAUUCUGUCCGUGUAAAGAUUCCAGCUCGACUGACCUAAAGAAGCAACAGCGUAUGGCGGAUCGGAUGAAUGCCUUUAACGCCAAAUACCAGCGUACAAUUGAAAGUAACGACAUCAACCUCGGUAGCAAUAUUGAUGGCAGCAUUGGCACGCCUGGCAACGAGAAUAACAAGUCGGCGUCAGCGAAACGGAAGGAAGAAAAGAACCGACACUUCAAUCACGUCAACUCGCAGUACACUUUCACACCGGAGGACAUAAAGUAUGACAACAAGCACUACAAGUAUAUCAAGUACACCACCUACAAGGGCAAGUCGCGUCAGCAGCAGCAGCAGCAGCAGUACAACCCAUACGGAGGCAUCUCAUCGUCUGGCUUGACCGGAACGUCCGGCUCUUCGUCCAUAUCACGAACCAACGAGGAUAAACAUAAAAUCCGUGGCUACAAUGAAGUGCUAGACAAACCGGUUAGCAAAUCGCCCAAGUCCACCAACAACGCAGCACGCUAUCCGACAAAAUCGAUCGAAUGUAAACCACAGCAGCUAACCGCGAUUGGAAAUCGGCUGCUGGAUUGGUUCUCGGUUAUAAUGGCCGACAGCAAAAAACGUCGUCAGCACCAGCAGCAGAAGAACAAAGUACACUUCCCGGCCGCCUGCAAGUUGGAGGCCCGCUGGAUGUUUGGCCAUCUCGAUUUGAACAACGACGGUGAACUUUCGUCGCAGGAGCUGUACGAUUUGGAGCACGACCAGAACGAGCGCUGCAUCAAACCAUUUAUCGAUACCUGUGAUCUGGACCAGGACAACACGAUUGAUCCGCGCGAAUGGUGCCGAUGCUUCGAGAAAACCGACCGACCGUGUGCCGCUGUUCGACGGCGAUUGGGCAACGAUUUGAGCGGAUCAGGAUACGCUCCCGAUUGCGACAGCCAAGGAUUCUACAAACCGACCCAGUGCCAUCAAGCGGUCGGCGUGUGCUGGUGUGUAGACGAGCAUGGGGUUGAGUUUGCCAACACGCGCACUCGCGGAAAACCAAACUGCGAUGAGAUUAUCAACAAUGCCAGCACGCUAUCCACCGACGACGAUGACGCCGAAGAUUCCGAGGAUGAUGACGACAGCCAGGAGGGCAGCGCCGAUCGUUUGCUAGUUUUCUAAGAUGCGCAAGAGAAAACGACAACAGCAAAAAAAUACUUCAUUCCGACAGAACAG